AUGAGAGCCAGGAUGCCAGAGGUGUGCCAGAAAGGUUGUCCGAGCAAGCGAGCUGCACUGGCACAAAGAAAUAUUUUGAUUAAGAUUAGAUAUAGGACAGUCAGAACCUUAAUCCAUUAUAUUAGUCCACUUUUAUACAUGAUCCUCCAAAAGCAGUUUUGUAGGAUUUCAAAAACGGAAAAAAUAAAAGUUUUAGCCAUGCCCCCUGUAACAAGGAGAAAGAUGCAAGAAAAUAACAAACCGCGAGGAAAGUGUGGCGUGCUCGGUGACCCCGCGUGGCCAAGAUGGCGUCUGGUGGCUCUUGUCGCGGCCGUUCUGGCGCUCCUGCUGGCGGUGGCCCUGGCGACCUCCCUCGGCGUGCUCCUCGCCAAAACGGAGUGCGGCGCCCCACCUUUGCACGCCCUGGCCAGCACCACCUACAGGGGAACAGCGCCACCGGGUACGGAAGUCACCUACGUGUGCCCAUUUUCCCUGGUCUUCCCGAACAACGAACGGAAUUACAACAUUACUUGCUCUGAUGACUUGAGGUGGAGCGUGUCUGCCUUGCCCGCGUGUGUCCGCAGCGGGGAGCGCCACUGCACCCUGGGCGACGGACUCUCGCUCGUAACCCGGGACAGCGGCAGCGCCCUCGAGGUCGACCUCCUCCUCCGAGCUCCGGUUCCGUCCUCGAUCCUCGCAGACGUGUCCUCGGAGGAUCCACAGGGCCUGUGCUCCUACACCAAUCUGACUGCAGCCGGUGGGGACCCUGAGAGGAGUCGCCGCGGAGUGCUGGCGAGAUCUUCAGCGCCGCGAUUUUUAAUGAAUAAGGCGGAGAAGCACCUUCGUGACGAGGCCGACUAUAAGUUGUCGGUCACAGACGCCAACAUCGACCCAGGCGCGCCCUACGAGGUACGCUUAAGAGGAAUCGGAGACACAGUGGCCGUGUCUCUCCUGCAGGACACAUACAUCAGCUCAACAAUUAGAUUUCUGGAGAUCGAAACCAUCACACCGACAGCUACUCCUACAACUGCAGCUGCAAACGAGACUCCCGCGUCCACGGUACCUUCGUCUACGACAACAACUACAUUAGAGACAACCGCAGCCACACCCCCUGUAACAACCAUAACCGCAUCUGAAACAACCACGCCCACGCUUCCCACUUCUACGCCGUCCGAAUCUUUGCCGACGACCACCAUCCUCGCAUUUGCGUCCAGCACACCUCAUACUACGAUCGUCGGGCCCUCAGUCACGACAUAUGCGUCAACAACAUCAUAAAAGACCAAAUGGCGUUUUUCUCGCUUUUGGCACGUGUCUUCCAAAUUCUCUCUCUCUCUCUAUUUAUCUAUAUCUCUCUCUAUUCAUUUCUCUCUCUAUCUAUCUAUAUAUCUAUCUAUCUAUCUCUCUCUCUCUCUCUCCAUCCA
Penaeus chinensis is the source of this 1400-nucleotide messenger RNA. RefSeq lists its product as uncharacterized. The transcript is spliced from 6 exons. The record is from RefSeq and is a predicted model, not a curated record. Bases 1 to 1254 code for a protein of 417 amino acids. NCBI's taxonomy places the organism in Eukaryota, Metazoa, Arthropoda, Malacostraca, Decapoda, Penaeidae.